Molecule: messenger RNA, 1915 nt
Organism: Pistacia vera
Lineage: Eukaryota; Viridiplantae; Streptophyta; Magnoliopsida; Sapindales; Anacardiaceae
Product: probable zinc metalloprotease EGY2, chloroplastic
Exons: 12
Coding region: 170-1750 (526 amino acids)
Biological process (GO): proteolysis
Source: RefSeq, a predicted model, not a curated record
GUAUUUAACCAGGAAAAUAAAAACAGAUAAUUUCCAAUGUUGUUUUAGUGUCAAGAUAAGAUUUCAAAAAAAUCUCCAAAUUUACACCCAAAAACCUUAAAAUCUCCAGCUUUCAUGACACCAAUGUUGCUUCAAUCCAACUAAAGCUUCUGUUUUUUCGAUUACAAACAUGAAUAUCACGAUAAGUUUUCGCGGGAACUUGAGUUUGUUGCCACAGUGUAGUUCUUGCUGCCAUGUUCGUUUCCAGCCAUUUUUAGCUUCUUUUCAUGUUCCUCGCUCAAAACGCUGUCGUUUUGCAAGUUUUAGUUCAUACCAGGUUUCAAGGAAGAAGAGAGAGAUUGUUUGUAGAGUAACUGACACAGAUACUGAACCAGAUAGCAAUAAUGAUAAGGAAAAACAAAUAAAUGAAGAUGGGGAAAACCCACCUGCUACUGAUACCCAUCAGAAAAAUGACAAACCUGAGCUUGAUUCGCAGCUUGAUGCUGUGAAUAGGGUAAUCAACAAUGAUACAGAAACAAAUGGUCUCGGUGGUGGUGUGCAGGAUGUCAAUGAUGUUGAAGUUGCUAGUGGAUCCCCUUUGCCAGGUGUAAAGCCACAGCAACUGGAUGAAGCAAUGAGGCUUCCCAAGGAAACAAUAGACAUUCUUAAAGAUCAAGUAUUUGGUUUUGAUACAUUUUUCGUGACAAGUCAGGAGCCAUACGAGGCUGGAGUUUUGUUUAAAGGAAAUCUACGUGGAGAGGCUGCGAAAAGCUAUGAAAAGAUAUCAAUGAGAUUGCAGAAUAAAUUUGGAGAUCUGUAUAAGCUUUUUCUUCUGGUCAAUCCAGAGGAUGAUAAACCAGUAGCAGUUGUAGUUCCAAAGAUGACGUUACAACCAGAGACAACUGCUGUUCCUGAGUGGUUUGCUGCUGGUGCGUUUGGGUUAGUCACGGUGUUUACAUUACUUCUUCGGAAUGUUCCUGCAUUGCAGUCCAACUUAUUAUCGACUUUCGAUAAUCUCGACUUGUUAAAGGAUGGCCUUCCUGGAGCUCUUGUUACUGCACUUGUUAUAGGGGUGCAUGAACUUGGCCACAUUAUAGUUGCAAAAAGUUCUGGAGUUAAGCUUGGGGUGCCGUUCUUUGUUCCCAGUUGGCAGAUAGGCUCUUUUGGUGCCAUAACUAGGAUAACAAAUAUUGUACCAAAGCGCGAAGAUCUUUUGAAGGUGGCAGCAGCGGGACCUUUAGCUGGGUUUUCCUUGGGUUUUGUUCUUUUCCUUUUGGGAUUCAUCCUACCUCCCAGCGAUGGAAUUGGCAUCGUCGUUGAUGCUUCAGUGUUUCAUGAGUCAUUUCUUCUUGGGGGCUUAGCAAAGCUGCUACUCGGUGAUGUACUCAAAGAGGGCACUCCCAUAUCUGUUAACCCACUACUGAUUUGGGCUUGGGCUGGACUUCUUAUAAAUGCCAUCAACAGUAUUCCUGCCGGAGAGCUAGAUGGAGGACGAAUAUCUUUUGCAAUAUGGGGAAGAAAGGCUUCAGCUCGCUUCACGGGUUUCUGCAUUGUGCUGCUAGGCCUAUCCUCGCUUUUUAGCGAUGUAGCAUUUUACUGGGUGGCACUUAUAUUCUUCUUGCAGAGGGGACCAAUCGCUCCACUCGCAGAGGAAAUCACAGAUCCUGAGGAGAAGUAUGUUGGUCUUGGAAUUUUAGUUUUGCUCUUAGGAUUGCUGGUAUGCUUACCCUAUCCAUUCCCUUUCACAGAUGAAGUUAUUUCAAGUUUCUAGUCAUUCUUUUCAUAUAUACUCUACUACCGUAACAUACCCUUUUCGAUAGAAUUUUGAGAGUCAAUGCUAGGAAGAUUUGUCCAAACAAAUUGUUCAAGUAUACAUCUUCCCUUGUAAAGUAGCAGAAUUUAAUUGAAAGCGACUUAUCAUGAAUAAUUUGUCGAA